Molecule: messenger RNA, 2169 nt
Organism: Neoarius graeffei (lesser salmon catfish)
Lineage: Eukaryota; Metazoa; Chordata; Actinopteri; Siluriformes; Ariidae
Gene: gpr183a
Product: G protein-coupled receptor 183a
Exons: 2
Coding region: 175-1275 (366 amino acids)
Biological process (GO): G protein-coupled receptor signaling pathway
Cellular component (GO): membrane
Molecular function (GO): oxysterol binding; G protein-coupled receptor activity
Source: RefSeq, a predicted model, not a curated record
CACUGGAAAGAGAGUUCUCUUUUUCACUGAUCAUUUGCUCUGUACUGUAGAAACGUGGUCCAGGCAGAUUGAGCCAAGACAACACCCAUCACUGCAAUGCCGACAGAAAUAACACACACACGCUGACCAUUUGUCAGAGAACAAAGUUUUGAUCUGUUUCCACAAACGGACCUUAUGGCUAUGAUGGCAACUCCAAACAGUAGCAGUAUGGCUGUCUUCAAUGCUGGCAACUGUACCAACUUGUAUGACCAUCGUGGGUGGGCACAUGUACUCCUGCCUGUGGUUUACACUUUCAUUUUCAUUGUGGGACUGUCAGGUAAUCUUUUGGCUCUACAUGUCAUCUGGCCCAAUAUGAAGAAGAUCAACUCCACUACUGUGUACUCUGCCAACCUGGUGGUGUCGGACAUCCUUUUCGCAUUUGCCCUCCCACUGCGAGUGGCCUACUAUGCAUUGGGAUUCCACUGGCCACUGGGAGAGGGCCUGUGUAAGGCCACAGCUCUGCUGUUCUACAUAAAUAUGUAUGCUGGAGUGAACUUCAUGACCUGCUUGAGCAUAGACCGCUUCAUUGCAGUGGUGCUGCCGCUGCGCUUCAGCUGCUUCCGUAAAAUUCACAAUGUGCGAUACAUCUGCGUUGGUGUGUGGAUGCUGGUGCUGGCCCAGACACUGCCACUCCUCUCCAUGAAAAUGAGCCAUUUGGAGCAUGAUGGCUACAUCACAUGCAUGGAGUACCCCAACUUCGAGCAAGUGGAUAGUUUGCCCUUUAUGCUGAUUGGUGCUGUAUUCCUGGGUUAUGGCAUUCCUCUGGUAACCAUCUUGAUGUGUUAUUCAGCUCUUUGCUCCAAACUUCGAGAGCUAGCGAGGACAAACCAGUUGACAGAGAAAUCAGGCCUCAGUCGCAAGGCCAUCGGUGUGAUCUGUUGCGUUAUCCUGGUGUUUGUGGUUUGCUACAGUCCUUAUCACAUAGACUUGCUGCAGUACAUGAUCCGCAAACUGCAGUACGAGCCCGACUGUGGUGAACUGCAUGCUUUUCAGAUCUCCCUGCAUGUCACGGUCAGCUUUAUGAACCUCAACUCCUGCCUGGACCCCUUCAUCUACUUCUUCGCCUGUAAGGGCUACAAGAAGAAGGUGCUAAAGCUGCUUAAGAGGCAAGUGAGCAUAUCGUUAUCCAGUGUGGUUAAAACAUCACCAGAUGAAUAUUCCCGAGACAUUGACAAAAUCAACAUGGGCAGCAGAGUCUAUCAGAAGGAGAGGAGCAGCAUGUUCAUGAAUGACUGAGAGACAAACAACUUCUGGACUUCAAAAUGGAUGUAAGACCACCAUCAAAUUAUUGAUAUCAAAGCAGAUCAAAACAUGAUGCCUUGUCUGAAAAUUUCAAGCAUGGCAUGUCGUAGCUAAUGUCGCAGUGCAGUAUAAUAUGCUUUUAUUUGUGAGUCUGUAAAUAUUUCAUAUUUGUCAACCUGGUUUGUACUUUGUAAUUAGUUGGUUUUCUAUAAUUCCUUUGAAUAACAAGUUUCAUUAAAUUGUAUAAAGAUAGAAAUUUUGAACAAAAGUACUUGAAAAAUUUACCCCAUAGAGAAAGCCACUAUGUAACUUACUUUUUUUUUUUGCUUAAUGGUCUCCAAUCUAAGAGUGCCACCUUCUGUCAGAUAUCUGCAAUAGGUUUGAGUGAUUCAGAAGAGAAUGAGGUGGAAUGGGUACCAUAGUGGUGCAGUGGGUCGCUUGCUACAAAACAGCUUCAGGAUCCAGAAUCAAGUGGUUACUAAAGAUAGUGAUGAACGAAUGAGCUGGUGUCCAAAUAUAUAGCAUAUGAAAUCAUAUGAAAACAUUGUUACGAAGAUUUAACCAAACAGAAAACUUCGUAUGCAGAGCAGACAUUAUAAACCUGUAGACUGUGUAACUUAAGGGAAGUGCCUCAAGAGGGCAAUAUAACACAUCUUAACACAGCCUGUACUCAUUGAUUACAAUGCUCUGAAAAAUAAGUCAGAAAUGCAAAGCCCACAAUGUAAAAGUGUAUAGUGCAAACAAUCAAACUGUUAGUACAUGUACAAUCAGAUUUUUCUUAUUGUUGUCCAAAAAAAUUAUAACCAGACCGUAGAUUGACACAACAAUAUUCAGUCUCAUCUCAUCUCAUCUCAUCUCAUCUCAUUAUCUGUAGCCGGUUUAUCCUUC